GCACAUUAAAUUGUGCGAUCGCCAAUAUACCAUAUAAGAAGAUAGAGAAGAAGAGUUCAUUUAGGAAGCUCUGUUAAACGUUUCUGGUUCAAGAUAUAUCAAGAGCCCAUGAGAAGGAGAUGAGUAUCCCAGAUUACAUGCAGUGUGCUGAGGACCAUCAGACGGUCUUGGUGGUGGUCCAACCAGUGGGCAUCGUCCCCGAGGACGAAUUCUUCAGGAUCUACAAACGCAUUGCCUCUGUGGCCCAGGUGUCCAUCCGGGACUCCCAGAGGAACCUCUAUAUCCGUUACCGUCACCACUACCUCCCUGAGAACAACGAGUGGGGAGACUUCCAGACACACCGCAAGGUGGUGGGCCUCAUCUCCGUGACGACCUGUGGUUCGGCUAAAGAGUGGCCCCAAACGUCGGACCGUUUCCACAGCCAGAAGGAUGUGUUCGGAGCCACGCUGUACGACUCACGGCUCCUGGUGUUCGGGCUGCAGGGGGAGAUAGCUGAGCAGCAGAGGACGGAUGUGGCUUUCUACUCUAGCUAUGAUGACUGUCCCGAUGUGGAGAAGAGGGUGGAGGACUUUGUGGAGUCCAUCUUCAUUGUGCUGGAGUCCAAGAGGCUGGAUAGAGCCACAGACAAGUCUGGGGAUAAGAUACCACUGCUUUGUGUUCCCUUUGAGAAGAAAGACUUUGUGGGGCUGGACACUGAUAGCAGGCACUAUAAGAAGCGUUGCCAGGGCCGUAUGAGGAAGCAUGUUGGGGACCUGUGUUUGCAGGCAGGCAUGUUGCAGGAUGCCCUGGUCCACUAUCACAUGGCAGUGGAGCUGCUUCGCUCCGUCAAUGACUUCCUGUGGCUCGGGGCUGCAUUAGAGGGCCUGUGUUCAGCCUCUGUUAUCUUCCACUACCCUGGAGAAACAGCAGGGAAGGCUUCUGGACGCGAACGCAGCCUGGCACAGGGCCAGGGCCAAGCAGCCGACGCAGGGAAGAGACACCGGCCAGGGGCGCAGGAGGUACUCAUAGACCCAGGUGCACUCACAGCCAAUGGGAUCAGUGCAGACACCAGCAGUGAAAUCGGUCGGGCCAAGAACUGCCUGAGCCCUGAAGACAUCAUAGAGAAAUACAAGGAGGCCAUCUCCUACUAUGGCAAGUAUAAGAAUGCAGGCGUGAUAGAGCUGGAAGCGUGUGUGAAGGCAGUCAGGGUGCUAGCCAUUCAGAAGAGGGCCAUGGAGGCCCUCAGAUUCCUCCAGAAUGCUGUCUACAUCAACCUGGGACAGCUGUCAGAGGAAGAGAAGAUCCAGCGUUACAGCAUCCUCUCUGAGCUCUACCACCUGAUUGGUUUCCACCGUAAGUCAGCCUUCUUCAAGCGGGUAGCAGCCAUGCAGUGUGUGGCCCCCACCAUCCCAGAGCCUGGCUGGAGGGCCUGCUACAAGCUGCUGCUGGAGACCCUGCCUGGAUACAGCCUCUGCUUCGACCCCAAAGACUUCAGCAAAGGUCCCCACCGUGGCUGGGCGACGGUACAGGUGCGUUUGCUCCAUGAGCUGGUGUACGCAUCCCGUCGUAUGGGAAACCCCGGCCUGUCCGUCCGCCACCUCUCCUUUCUGCUCCAGACCAUGCUGGACUUCCUCUCGGACCAAGAGAAGAAGGAGGUGACUCAGAGUCUGGAGAACUACACGUCUAAAUGUCCAGGAGGAAUGGAGGUUAUCACCCUGCCUGAUGGACUCAAACUGCCCCCAGUACCGUUAAGCAAGCUACCCAUCGUCAGAGUUCCGGUGGGUCCAGGGAGAUGUGUGUGAGGUCCAGCUGAUGGUCUACAACCCCAUGCCCUUUGAACUCCGCGUGGAGCACAUGGGUUUGCUGACGUCAGGCGUGGAGUUUGAGUCCCUGCCUGCCACCCUGUCUCUCCCUGCGGAGUCUGGGCUCUACCCCGUCACCCUGGUGGGGGUCCCACGCACCGCAGGCAACAUCAACGUCAACGGCUACCACACGUCAGUGUUCGGUGUGACCAGUGACUGUCUCCUGGAGGGUCUACCCAGUGUGAAGACCAGUGGCUGUAUGGUGGAGGUCAUUCCAUCAUUACCCCGUCUCCAGCUCAGCACCUCUCUACCACGGUCAGCCCACCCCCUCCGGCCCUCUAAAGAGGAGUUGUCCAGCAGUGUGUCUGUUCAGCUCUUUAACGGAGAGACACAGCGGCUGACCAUCACUCUGGAGAACAUCGGCGCUGAAGACUUGGAGACACUGGAGGUCACCUCCAAGACCUGCAAUACCAAAGAGAAGUUGUUUGGAGAGUUCCUGAGCUGGGACCUAGAGGAGGCUGUGUCUCAGCUGCCUCUGAAGCCAGGCCAGUCUGUCACCCUCACUGUUAACAUCAAAGUCAGACUGGACUUCUCUGGAGGAGAGAACCUGCUACAGGACCUCAACGACGAUGGGAUCAGUGUGACAGGCCUUCCCAUCUCCAGCCCCCUGAGACAAGUCCUCAAACCCCGGGCCGAGACCAAGCCCCUGGGCAGCGAGUCCAGCAGGACAGACUACAACCACAACCCGUCAGUGCCACCUGCUGCUGGACGUGUUCAACUCAACAGAACAUGAGCUGACGGUCAGUGCCAACAACAACCAGGACCUGGUGCUGCACCCCUCAGAGUGUCAGAGGAUGGCGAUCCAGGUGGCUAAGUUUGACUUUCACACAUUGCCCCAGCCGGACCAGGAGGCCGUGCGCUACACCAACCCCAAACUACUGGAGGAGGAGAGGCUUCACGCCCAGGCCUCCAUGAUCAACAGCACCCUGGGCAUCACCUGGAACAUCCCGUCUCUGCGUCGCCAGGGAGAGGCCAGUGUGGAGGGAGUUCUCAACCAGUUGGUCCUCGAGCACCUGCAGCUGGCACCUCUACAGUGGGACGUGGUGGUGAACGGGAAACCAUGUGACUGUGACAUCAUCGCUGACUGUAAGGUGGGCGACGCUGUGCCAUUGGAGGUGAAACUGACCAAUCGUAGUGAGAACGCGGUCGGACCGUUCGCCCUGACCGUGGUUCCCUUCCAGGACUACCAGAACGGAGUUCAGAACUAUGACCUGCAGGACGCAGUCACCUUCAUAGGAUCUAACACCUUCUACAUAGACACGGUGAACCCCACAGAGAACUCUGUGUGUAUGGGAGCCCUCCUGUUCCUCUACACUGGAGAUUUCUACCUCAACAUCAAGUUUCAGGAUGACAGUGCUGGCCAGGGUAAGGAACUGCCCCCAUCCUGGUUCGGCCUGCCCAGCGUACACAUCAAAGCCCUGGAGGUGCCUAUCGAGGCUGGGGCAUAGAGCCUGGCACUCUAUACAUGAAUAUCAAAUGUAUUUUUCUCGAUUUCUUUCAUCAUUCUCCUCGGAAAAUAUAGGUUCGACCACUUUCUGAACAUCACUGAAGGCAUGGAUGGGUAGAUGGAUGGAUGGGUAGAUGGAUGGAUGGAUGGAUGGGUAGAUGGAUGGAUGGGUAGAUGGAUGGAUGGAUGGAUGGGUAGAUGGAUGGAUGGGUAGAUGGAGCACUCGAAGCGAGUGCAGUGGGACGAGGACACAACGGACUAAAUAUUCUAGCGGUUAGCUGAUGUCACUCAAUAAUUUGCAAUAACUCGGUUUGAGGUAUUUGUGUGUACUCUAUGUUAAAGCAUGAAGGAUACAGUAGGUCUUACUGGAUUUGGAAAUCACCUUUUGAAUCAUUUUAUGAAUUUCAGCACCAUGAAAUCAGUCAUCGAAAUGUAUCAGUCACGAUGGAGGUUUUGUGAAAAGAUCAUAAGGUCUCCUCUUUCCUGCUUUUCACUCAACUUACCAGGGAUGUAAGCGCAUCAUACCAUCCUGAUGGGCUCCAAAUGGCAGUGGUGGAAAAGUACCCAUAUGUCAUACUGUAGUAAAAGUAAAGAUACCUUAAUAGAAAAUGACUCAAGUA
Salvelinus sp. IW2-2015 is the source of this 3908-nucleotide messenger RNA. NCBI's taxonomy places the organism in Eukaryota, Metazoa, Chordata, Actinopteri, Salmoniformes, Salmonidae. The record is from RefSeq and is a predicted model, not a curated record.